Messenger RNA from Rotaria socialis, 1206 nucleotides. NCBI's taxonomy places the organism in Eukaryota, Metazoa, Rotifera, Eurotatoria, Philodinida, Philodinidae. The record is from the annotation of a GenBank genome assembly.
AUGUUUGGUGACGAACGAGAAUCAACACGUUCACCGACUACAUCGAAAACUGAUUCAUAUCGUGGCGGGCCCAUGUCAAGAGAAAAUGACCAUCCAUAUCAACGACGUUCAUCGCUGAACGAAGAAUAUGAACGAGACGACAAUGAGUAUGAAGCAGCACCAGAAGAUAUCAGUGAGUCUCAAAAAAAAGGUCCACCACCUCCACGUGAAGAUCAAUACAUAGCUGCGUUAAGAUAUCGUUUUCCAAAUCGGCCGAAAACUGAUUAUGCCUAUUCGAAACCGCUUGUUCCGUUGAGUCCAACAACGCCGCCUGCUUCACAAUCAACAACAACAACAGCACAGCCAAAAGCAACAACACCAUCAGCAUCUACAAAUACACCGGCAAGCAGAAAUGGAGCUUAUCAAUCAAGUAUACGACCAACCAGUGGUAGUGAUACUAAUGCAGCUGAAGUAUCUGAUGAUAAACCGUUCCUAAGACCAGCUUUACGUCGUGUCAAUCCGGAUCAACAAAAUUCUUAUGCACGGCGUCUCACUGAUGAUACGACAACGUCAACGCCAACAUCAACACCAGCUCCUACUCAAACAAAACCCAUUGGUUCAGGUGGAGGAAAUGUUCGAAUAAAUGGUCAAAACAUAGACGCGAAUAGACCUAAUACAUCAACAUAUCCACAUCAAUCCGGAAUAUCAAGAACACAAGAAAGUGUAUUUGAAAAAGUCCAUCCACAAGGCGGAUCCGUUUCGUAUCUGGGUACUGGUACUUUUUCACAAUUGGAACAUUGUUUACGUGAAUGUUUGGAACGUGAACGACGUCAAACUGGCAUUGCAAGUCAUAUUACACGACAUGAUUUUCCAUCUAAUGCUUCUGUACAUGAGUAUGGUUAUGAUUCAAAUUUAACAUCGAUUCCUUGUGGACUUAAUCCAAGUUAUAAUUAUCAUCUUAACGAUUAUCCUUCGCGAGCUGCUGCAGAAUUUUCACUCGAUGACAUUCGUUAUAUUAAUGUUGCUCUCUCCCGAAAUGGAAUUCCACUAUUUCCCUAUGAACGAUUUUAUCAUCAGCCAUAUCCUUCUUCAGUGCCAACGCUAUCAACUACUACGGCUAUGCACCAUCAGUAUUCAACUGGAAGAUCUGCUAUGGGUGAAGUUGUAUCGGCAUGUCGACUUGUUGAAGAAGAUCCAGCAAUCAUCAAUAGUAGAAAUGCAAUUUAA